Mya arenaria is the source of this 2224-nucleotide messenger RNA. RefSeq lists its product as uncharacterized. The transcript has 3 exons. Gene Ontology annotation, cellular component: membrane. The coding region runs from base 281 to 1618 and encodes 445 amino acids. The record is from RefSeq and is a predicted model, not a curated record. NCBI's taxonomy places the organism in Eukaryota, Metazoa, Mollusca, Bivalvia, Myida, Myidae.
UCAUUUUUAUGUAAAUGGAUAUUCUAAGGUUUUUAAUAAAACAAUAUAUGUUUCCGAAUGAUAGAUAACAUCCACUACACUGUCAACUUUUUGCGUUAUUCGUUCAUUGCAGCUUAAACCCUCCUCGUUAAACGAUUUUGUUUGUCUCAAGGCUGCAUAUAUAUAAUGCAAGAUUUGUUGCAGCCGUUUCAUUGCAGAGGAAUCUCACAAAUCAACUGUUCAAUUCUGUGGUGCUAGAAAUAGGAAUCUAGCUGUGCAUCCGGCAUCAAGCAGAACCGCCAUGAGGCUCAUUCCGUUGUGUUUGAUGUUCGGCGUAAUUGCACUGAGGCCCGUCGCGGCAACACGACUAAGCAAAUUGGAGGAGGACGUCAAAGUUCUUAACAACUUCAUAAUUAAGGAGUUAAGACACGUUCGAGAUGAGGUCGAAGCAAUCUCAUACAGAGUCGAAAUUCUGGAAAAAUCCACAGUUAAGCACAACCAGAGAAGCUCUAACCAGGACAUGGAAAUUACUUCUCAUUAUAUUAGGGAUAAAACUAAAGAAAGUGGUGAGCAAUUUGAAGACGAUAGAAAUAACGACGCAAGUCAUGUUGUACUGGCAAUUGCAGGAAAUAUUCGUGAGGCUUACUCGAAUGACAAAAAGGACUUACACAUUCUAAAGCAUGAUGUUAAAGGCCAGCUGGGAGAGCUUGAACAACAGAUAACCAAUCAUAUUGAGAACCUGACGACAAACGUACAGCAAAGCAUCGAGGACGUUCAUGUACACAUAUCGCUGGCAAACAUUACUUUAUUAGAGUUCAUCAAUCGGUCUGCUUCAAACGUAAGCAUUUUUGCUGACUUUAUAAAACAAGAAAUGGCUGAGUUCAUUAUAAAUGCUGGUGAGCAAAUUGAUUUAAGAUUGAAUGAAACUGAGGCAAAAUUGAACGAGAGUAUUUCGUCUACGUUUCGCCAGAAUGAGGAGAAACUCCAAAGAUUCAUCGCUAUCACUGAUUACAAUGUUAGUGAGACUAUGCUUGAAGCAGAGAGCAUUGUCAAUUUAAUCCGUACUAAUUUUUCGGAAAUGUCGACUCAAGUUACUAAUGUAUCUUUAGAGCUACAAACGAUCAGAAAAGAAGUACAAGAUGCAGAUGAAAGACUGUGGAAUUCAUUUGAGUUAACUUCCAGCGAUUUAGGGAAAGAAAUUGCUUCUUUGAAGAUAUGUUUAAGGUCUAACAUAAAAAUAACAAAUGAUGAUUAUUAUUACCCAUGCGCAAAAGACAUCCGUCUGGCUAAUGCGCAUCAAUACCGCAACGGCGAGAUCGUGGGGCGUCUUGAAGUCCGUCACAAUGAUGAAUGGGGCGCACUGUGCCACGAUACUUAUGAUAUGUAUUUACACUCUGGUGAACCAUAUAUAACAAAGAAUGUUAACGUGGUGUGUAGGACGUUUGGGUUCCGGGAAUGUGACUAUAUUGUUACUUCUUAUGGUUGGCACAUGGGCAGUAAGAAAAAAUGGAUGGACAACGUGAAGUGUCUGGGCACAGAGAGUAGCAUUCUCGAAUGUCCACACGAUGGGUGGGAGGUUAAAAAAUGUGGUCGUUAUUAUGGUUAUGGUAAAGAAGUAAUGUACCGUUUAAAAGGUUGAUUGGUGACCCAGUAUAUUCACUUCCAUCACUGACCUUAAUGAAUUGUGGCAUUCAUAUUGACGUUAAAUUACUUCUGUAGAUUACUGAACCAGAUAACUAUUGUAUUUAAAUGCCUACCCGACCUUUUACAAUGAACUUAAAAUAAUAUUUUAAACAUGUCAAAUAUAAUAUCUGAAGAAUUUAUGAUAUAUUUGCUUCAGAGUAUCAGUGGUGCUUGACAGUGGUUGUUAUUGAAAAGGUAGACAUUAAGUCUGUCAUAGGUAAAACAAAUAGUCAACUCAAUCAGGACGUUCUUAUAAUAUGAUGUUAUUUAUUAGGUGAUUUCAUAUUGGCCCAGUUAUUUGUCCGAGGUCUGUAAGAAUGUACUUAUUAAGAAUUGGAAUUCACUUUUCUUAUCUUAAGACUGUGAACAGAAUAUUGAAAAUAUGUGAAAGUAGAAUAUGCUUGAGGAUUCUGACUUUGUUAAAGCAUGCAGUAUGAACUAAAACGUUCUCAUUGGAUGCGUAAAUUUGGAUUAUUCUUUUUGCCGAUCGAUGUGUAUACGAAAGAUACUAGUAGGAGAAGUAUAUAGUUUAUUAAAUUUUGCGGAGCAAAAACAGGUUGAA